Leopardus geoffroyi (Geoffroy's cat) is the source of this 1794-nucleotide messenger RNA. RefSeq names its product bone morphogenetic protein 10 (gene BMP10). The coding region runs from base 78 to 1352 and encodes 424 amino acids. Lineage: Eukaryota; Metazoa; Chordata; Mammalia; Carnivora; Felidae. Gene Ontology annotation, molecular function: cytokine activity; growth factor activity. Gene Ontology annotation, cellular component: extracellular region. The transcript has 2 exons. The record is from RefSeq and is a predicted model, not a curated record. Gene Ontology annotation, biological process: SMAD protein signal transduction; BMP signaling pathway.
GCUACAAGAUAAAACUGCCACUUAGAGCCCAGGAGAGCUAAACCUUCCCGGGUUGGCCUGGGGGCUUGAGCAGAGUCAUGGGUUCUCUGGCCCUGCAACUGUGCGCUCUCGUCUGCCUGGUGGUUCACUCAGUUUCUGGCAGCCCCAUCAUGAGUCUGGAGCAGUCACCUCUGGAAGAAGAUAUGCCCCUCUUCGAUGAUGUCUUCUCAGAGCAAGAUGGUGUCGACUUUAACACAUUGCUGCAGAGCAUGAAGAAUGAAUUCCUCAAGACACUGAACCUCUCCGACAUCCCUUCGCAGGAUUCAGCCAAGGUUGACCCACCAGAGUACAUGCUGGAGCUCUACAACAAAUUUGCAACAGAUCGGACCUCCAUGCCAUCUGCCAACAUCAUUAGGAGCUUCAAAAAUGAAGAUCUGUUUUCCCAGCCAGCCAGUUUUAAUGGGCUCCGAAAAUACCCUCUCCUCUUCAAUGUGUCCAUUCCUCACCAUGAAGAGGUUAUCAUGGCUGAACUGAGGUUGUACACGCUGGUACAAAGAGAUCGCAUGAUCUAUGAUGGAGUAGACCGAAAAAUUACCAUUUUUGAGGUACUAGAGAGCAGAGGGGACAGUGAGGGUGAAAGAAGCAUGCUGGUCUUGGUGUCAGGGGAGAUCUAUGGAACCAACAGUGAGUGGGAGACUUUUGAUGUCACUGAGGCCAUUAGACGUUGGCAAAAGUCAGGUUCAUCCACCCACCAGCUGGAGGUCCACAUUGAGAGUAGACACGACGGAGUUGAGGAUGCUGGCAGGGGACAACUGGAAAUAGACACCAGUGCCAGGAAUAAGCAUGUCCCUUUGCUUGUCGUGUUUUCUGAUGACCAAAGCAGCGAGAAGGAGCGGACAGAAGAACUGAAUGAAAUGAUCGCCCACGAGCAGCUUCUGGAGUUUGACAACUUGGGCAUGGACAGUUAUUCCAGCGGACCUGGAGAAGAAGCUUUGCUGCAAAUGAGGUCAAACAUCAUCUAUGACUCCACUGCCCGCAUCAGAAGGAAUGCUAAAGGAAACUACUGCAAGAGGACCCCGCUCUACAUCGAUUUCAAGGAGAUUGGCUGGGACUCUUGGAUCAUCGCCCCACCUGGAUAUGAAGCCUAUGAAUGCCGUGGGGUUUGCAACUACCCCCUUGCAGAGCAUCUCACACCCACAAAGCAUGCGAUUAUCCAGGCCCUGGUCCACCUCAAGAAUUCCCAAAAGGCUUCCAAAGCCUGCUGUGUGCCCACCAAGCUAGAGCCCAUCUCCAUCCUCUACUUAGACAAAGGCGUGGUCACCUACAAGUUCAAAUAUGAAGGCAUGGCAGUCUCUGAAUGUGGCUGUAGAUAGAAGAGGAGUCCUGUGCUAAUUUAAUAACUGUAAAUGUGUAUAUUUUGUGUUCCUAUUUAAUGAGAUUAUUUAAUAAGAGUGUACAGAUGAUAGAGGCUUGCUGCCUUAGGGAAACGGGCAGGUCAGUUUGUUGUACGAAAUGCAUGUUUUGCUAAUACAGUAUCAUCCCUUCCAAUAUGUUUUUCUUUGGACUUGCCAUUUCUUGUCAAUGCCAUUUCCAAUAGCAAGUGGCGAGCCACACUAAUUGUCCUCUAUGUCAAUUUGAAAACAACAGGCCCUAAGCAGAAAUAGAGUGUCAGUGAUAGGUACUUGUGUAUGUAUAUGUGUACAGAGAUAAACUUACAAAAUUCUCCUGGUUCUAUAGAGGUAGAUUAUACUCCCUCAUAUGCAUGACUCAAUCAAAUGUGUAUAUAUUAAAAACUGAUGGUAUAUUCUCAGUCAA